UGCUGAGAACAUUGACACUAGUAUUUUCUGUAGUUGAGAACAAAGUGCUAAUCAACGAAGAGCGUAUUGGUGAAUGAGUAAUAACUUAGUCAUACCUUGUGUAAAAGCCUUUGAAGAGUGAUAAAACCUAGUGGAAUCAAUUCAUCGUUCGCAAAUUUGAUAACAAAGUAAGUUUAGGAUUGUACUUAACAGUACUUAAGAGACUGAUGUACUUAAACGUGGCAGCGAGACAUUCUCAGAUUGAUGAGCGAUGAGCGGGCAAAAAUUCCAAUAUGAUGAGAGCGGCGGAACGUUUUUCUACUUUUUAUUAUCAUUUUUGGCACUCAUACUUGUCCCCGGAACAUACUACCUGUGGCCACGUUGUCUAAAACCAGAUGCCGAACAAUUAGCUAGAGAAUGUCAUUGUUCAGGAUGUAAAAAAAAGAAGGAAAUUUUAUCCUCAAAUGAUCGUUGGAAAUCAACCAGAGCAUGGUUAUUAAAAAUUUUUAUUAUUUUAUGCUGGAUUGCUCUUGCAUUUUUGGCGUAUAAAGUAUCUCAAUAUGAUGCCGAAAUGGCCAAUUUUGAUCCUUAUGAGAUCUUGGGAGUUUCAUCGACCGCGUCGGAAAGGGAAAUUAAACGAGCUUACCGUAAGCUCUCUCUUAUUCUCCAUCCAGAUAAAGAAACAGGAGAUGAAAAAGCUUUCAUGAAGUUAACGAAAGCUUAUCAGGCAUUAACUGAUGAUGAAGCUCGUAAAAAUUGGGAAAGAUACGGAAAUCCUGAUGGUCCUGGAGCCAUGAGCUUUGGAAUAGCUUUACCAUCAUGGAUCGUUGAAAAGAAAAAUUCCGUAUGGGUUCUAGGAUUGUACGCAAUGGUGUUCAUGGUUGCUCUUCCCACUGUCGUUGGAAUGUGGUGGUAUAAGAGUAUUCGGUACACAGGCGACCAAGUACUGUUAGCAACUACUAAAAUAUAUUACGCAUUUUUUAACUCUCAACGGCUAACGACACUAAAAAGAGUCAUUAUGAUUCUUGGAGCGUCAAGUGAAUUUUCUAAAGAUUCAAACCCCGAAGUUGUCGUACGGCAAUCUGAUAAUGAAGAAGUUCCUUCAUUGAUGAAGAAACUAAAUAAUUUAGGUGAAAAAAAUAAGGAAUUUCCGUUAUGUUGUAAUUAUUCUUUAAAAGCCAGAGCAAUUAUUUAUGCACACCUAUCAAGGAUUCCAUUAAACCCAAAAACAUUGGAACAGGAUCGACAAUAUAUUAUUAAAAAAUGUCCCUACCUCAUUCAAGAGAUGAUUAUGUGUGUCAACCAAUUAAUUUUUCUAGCUUAUAGUGGCAGACUUGCCAAUCUGCCAACAAUAGAAACCGUAGAAAAUUGCAUGAAAUUGAGUCCAAUGAUAGUCCAAGGAUUUUGGGAAUUUAUCAAUCCUCUUCUUCAGUUACCUCACAUUGAAGAAGAACAUUUAAAACAUUUCUUAGGCAAGAAAAGAAAAAUCAAAACUCUCCAGCAACUUGCUCAAUUGAAAGGGGAUGAAAGAAGACAAAUUCUGCGUAAUUUAACUGAUGAACAAUACGAAGAUGUUAUAAGAGUCCUCGGCAGUAUGCCAUACGUUGAAUUCAAAGUGCAAUCAGAAGUUGAUGAUGAUGAUAAUCCUACGGUAUAUACAGCCGAGGCAGUAGUAACAGUAACUGUUACAUUAAUACGCAAAGAUAUGCGUUAUUUAUUUGGGGAUGAGACUGUAAAAGAAAAAACCAUCGAAGAUGACGAUGAGAAAGAUAGCAGCAAUGAAGAUACUGCUGCAGAACCACCGCCAAUGAAAGAGCCAUCUUGGCGAAAACAGAAGAAAGGUACAAAAAAAACUCGCAAUAAAAAGCAACGAGUUACGAAAAAAGCUCCUGUUACAAAGUCAGGAAGAGCUGAAAAAUCUCCAAAUCCCAAAGAUGGAGUUACAGAGAAUGAUAAAAAUAAAAAAGUAGAUAAAGUUAGCAAAGAUAAUGGAUCGAAUGCCAGUGAUAGCGAAGCAGAGAGUGAAAAAAGUGAAGAAGAAAAGGAAGAGAAAGAGGAACCAGAAGAUAAAAAACAGUCGUUUGAUGAUGACGAUGCCGAAUGGGAAAAAUUCCAACAGAGGAUGAACAAAAGGGAAAAGGUUUUAGAGGGCCGUAGUAAUUUAUCACAUGAAGUGCAUUGUCCUCUAUUUCCGGACGUGAAACAAGAAUAUUGGUGGGUGUAUAUAUGUGAUCGCAAGUCGCACACGUUAAUUACAACACCAGUACACAUUACAUCUUUGGUUGACAAAGAGGAAGUUCAACUACGCUUUACUGCACCCAGUUGGCCUCGAUUAUAUACGUUCUCGGUCUGUUUAAGAAGUGAUUCUUACUUUGGCUUCUAUCAGACUCAAGACAUUAAGUUGGAUGUGAAAGAAGCACCAGCUGUUCCAACUCAACAUCCUCAGUGGGAUAUUUCUGAUGAAGAGACUGCAGAAGAAAUAGAUGCACGUGAUGAACAUUCCGAAUAUACUACAGAUGAAGAUGUUAGCGAUAAUGAAUAAAUGAAAAGACCAUUUCUCUCUA
Messenger RNA from Chelonus insularis, 2543 nucleotides. RefSeq names its product translocation protein Sec63 (gene Sec63). Gene Ontology annotation, molecular function: transmembrane protein transporter activity; RNA binding. Gene Ontology annotation, cellular component: Sec62/Sec63 complex. The transcript has 10 exons. Bases 251 to 2521 code for a protein of 756 amino acids. The record is from RefSeq and is a predicted model, not a curated record. Gene Ontology annotation, biological process: SRP-dependent cotranslational protein targeting to membrane; post-translational protein targeting to endoplasmic reticulum membrane. Lineage: Eukaryota; Metazoa; Arthropoda; Insecta; Hymenoptera; Braconidae.